Molecule: messenger RNA, 5237 nt
Organism: Equus caballus (horse)
Lineage: Eukaryota; Metazoa; Chordata; Mammalia; Perissodactyla; Equidae
Source: RefSeq, a predicted model, not a curated record
CGCGCCGCAGCCGGAGAAGCUACUGGGCCGCGUCGCCCCCGCGCAGGGCGGGCCUGCGCGCUUAUUCCGCCCGGGAGCAGCGCAGCGCCGAGCCCGCUGCCGGCCGCCCCUGCGGGAUGCUGCGCUCCACGUCCACCGUCACCCUGCUCUCGGGCGGCGGCGCCAGGGCGCCCGGGGCGCCCAGCAGGAGGGCAAAUGUCUGCAGACUACGGCUGACUGUCCCUCCCGAGAAUCCAGUUUCUGAGCAAAGUGAAAAGAAGAUUGAAAGAAAAGAGCAAUAUCCUGACCUAAGCAAUGGAGAACCGGCCAGGAAACUUCCUCAGGGCGUUGUCUAUGGAGUGGUGCGAAGGUCAGAUCAAAAUCAGCAGAAGGAAAUGGUGGUGUAUGGGUGGUCCACCAAUCAGCUGAAAGAAGAGAUGAACUACAUCAAAGAUGUGAGAGCCACUUUGGAAAAAGUAAGGAAGCGAAUGUACGGAGACUAUGAUGAAAUGAGACGGAAGAUUCGACAGCUCACCCAGGAACUGUCUGUUUCACAGGCUCAGCAGGACUAUCUAGAGAAUCACAUCCAAACACAGUCGUCAGCCCUGGAUAGUUUUAAUGCCAUGAACUCAGCUUUGGCGUCGGAUUCCAUUGACCUGCAGAAAACCCUUGUGGAUGUUACUUUGGAAAAUAGCGACAUCAAGGAUCAAAUCAGAAAUUUGCAGCAGACGUAUGAAGCAUCCAUGGACAAGCUUCGGGAAAAGCAGAGGCAGUUAGAGGUGGCGCAAGUGGAGAACAAGCUGCUGAGGAUGAAGGUGGAAUCGUCCCAAGAAGCCAACGCCGAGGUGAUGAGAGAGAUGACCAAGAAGCUGUACAGCCAGUACGAAGAGAAGCUGCACGAAGAGCAGCAGAAGCACAAUGCUGAGAAAGAGGCUCUGCUGGAGGAAACCAAUAGUUUUCUGAAAGCAAUUGAAGAAGCCAAUAAGAAGAUGCUAGCAGCAGAGAUCAGCCUAGAGGAGAAAGACCAGAGGAUUGGAGAGCUGGACAGGCUGAUUGAGCGCAUGGAAAAGGAACGCCACCAACUACAACUACAGCUCCUAGAGCAUGAAACGGAAAUGUCAGGGGAAAUAACUGAUUCUGACAAGGAAAGGUAUCAGCAGCUGGAGGAGGCAUCUGCCAGCCUCCGCGAACGGAUCAGACACCUAGAUGACAUGGUGCAUUGCCAGCAGAAGAAAGUCAAGCAGAUGGUUGAGGAGAUCAUGUCACACGAACUCUUCUCCAGAUUUAGUCUCCGGCUCGUUGGAAGAUGAUAAAUGGUAGCCUGCUCUGGGUUGGAAGCGAUCCCUUUUAUUGUUCGCGAUUAGAAGAACGCUUGUACUCUCUCUGCUGGGAAGAGGUGGCAUGUAUCUGUGAUGAGCGGAUGAACAAACAGGAGGGGCAUGCUAUUGAAAAUAGGACCAUGUAGGGCUCUCAUUUGUGAAAACCCCCACAUACCGUAACCUCAACCUGUCCAGACUCACAUUGCGGAGUCACGAGAACUCAAAGCUCCAGAGAGUAUUUUUAGAAACUUGGGUUCCUAGACAUCAUAGAAGGAACUGCAAUGAAAAAUAGUACUAAAAAAUCAUUCAGAAAGUGCCAGGUGGAGGCUCAUCUUAAGAUCCUGGAAAAUGGAGCCUUACUUAUGGAAAAGCUGCCAAGGACACCUGCUAAGGAGAUGGGACGUGGGCUUGAAGAACUCCAGUGCUCCAGGAAGGAAGUGCUCCCCACCAGAUCACAUCCCAGAAAAUACAGAAGCAGCCAAGUGUCCAUGUAGUUUGAUUAUAUUUGUAUGUGAGAGGCGGCCUUGAGGAUGUCUUUUCUGAAUGGAGAUCAACAGCACUAGUCAACUUAGCCCUCUUCUUGUUCGUUUAAGAAAAGUUUGGUUUGCUUCCAUCACCGUGGGCAUUUUGCCUGAAUAGACAGUUCAACUAACUUCGUGAGAAGGAGAAGUGUUAUCUGAUGAAAAGAGAAAUAUAUUUGGCUGAAAUUCACUGAAGUGAAAUAUGUUUCAUGCAUGCUUUAUUUUUAUGGAGGUCUUCUUGAGACAGCCACAGGUGCUAGCAUCUCAUCAAAACCUAACAGUGUUGCUGAAAACUGGUAGUAGUAGCAGCAGCAGCAGUGGUAGUCAUAGUCAGUGGUGGUGGUAGCCUACGUAAGCUACUAGACUGGGCUAAUGGAGGGAGUUCAUCGGGGCUGGGUGUCCCUUAGUCGUUGGGUGGUUCUCCACUCCCACCGCCUCUCCAUGGCAAAGAGGGCAUGCGGAUGCUUUCUUGUCAAUAGUUGCAUUUGGUUUUUCAUUUAGACGUCUCCGCCCAGUUUAAGCAUGUAGGCAGUGGAUGGGAAAGGAGGCAGAUGAAUAAUUUUUAUAUUAGUAAUGAACUGUUAGUGCAGUUUACCUAUGCUGGUGUUCUGUUUAAAUGCAGAUCCCUAGAUACCCUGCUGGGUAUCCAGACUUCCGCUAGGGAGAUUUGAGUCACAUUUGAGAAUCGCUAAUAUAGAUGUUGCUCUGGCAUAGUGACCUACGCUGUUUCUAGGGGUACCUUUAGUGCCCUCGUGUUUUUGUAAGUCUCUGCUGGAAAAGUUACUGGCACUUGUUCUAGUGGAAAAGAUUGAUUACGCAGCUUCAAAAAAAUGAAAUAAUAUGAAAUGUAAUGUAAGGGAAUGUAAUGACGUGUAGAGAAAGUGGGUCACCCAUGUGAGCCUCUCUCCCAGGGCUGUGUGCUCUCCCCCUGCUCUUGGAGUUUCUUCUCUCUUUUGGGCUACAGACAGUAACUGGAGGCCAGCUAGACCUUGUUUUGUGAGGCGGAGAGUGAGUGAGGUGUGUAGGGUGUCUGCAGGACUCUGAGAGUGCCUCUGAAAUUUGUCACCCUAGGUACCUCGGGCAUGUCCCCUAGCGUGGCCCUGAGGCCUGGGCUAGUUGGUGAUCUCCUUAGAAAUGGGUCCCUUCCCUGACGGAAGCUCCCUCAACUUGGCCCUCCCUGCCUAUGCUGGUGCCCCUCAAUUCACCCUUUCCUGCCAGGACUGUGAUAGAGUGUGAACUUGACUCAUCGCAUGUCAAACCUGAGUUAGGUGCUCCACUCCUGCCCCCUCCCCCCCAACUAGAUUGUUAUCCUCGGACUCUUAAGGCUACAGUUCUGUCUCGUGGCCCCUCCAUGCCCCACCCGAAGGAGGUGCUCCUCAAAAGUUUAAGGCAGAAUUUAUUUAUAGUAAAUGAAAAUGUUAUUGUUUCGAAUUCUGGUCUUUAACAUUGUAUUGUUCACUUCUUUAUUUUAAAAUCUUGGAUACUUUAUCUAAAAUGUGAGGUUUUUAGAAGGUAUCAGAAAGCUCAUAUGUAUAUAAGCCUUUAUUUCUGUGCAUUAUAGAAAUAUUACGGGUUCAUUGUAUGGCAUGUACUGAUUAAUGUGCUCAUGAUACAAAUGAUCCUUUCAAGGGGGAAGAUCUUUUCUUUGUAAAUGUCAUUGAACUACUUUCUCUUUGUUGAGACUGUUUCUCUUUGGGGCUGAAAUAUUUCUCAGAGACCUGGGUGCCCACGUUCUGCCCGUAGAGAGUAUGUGAGGCUGUGCUCCUGUUUCUGGGAACUACCUGCUGUGGACUGUUUCUCACAUUUCAGGGCUAUGCCUGUACACCUCACAUUCCCACUGUAACCCUCUGUGGAGGUAUUAUCAGCACAAUUUUUUAAGCACAGGAAACUGAGAUGUAGAGUCUUAAAAAAUGGGUAGCCUGCAGUCUCUCAGUAAAUGAUGGUGAUGCAGGGUCCACACCUCAAUCUUUGACUCCAAAGCCAUCGUUCAUUUGCUGCUUUUUUUUUUAAUUGGAAAAAAAUUUUAAAUAUGGAAAAUUAUACAGAAUGAUAAAAACAAAAACCCAUGUACUUUCCUCUAGAAUUGACAAAUGUUAACAUUUUGGCAUAUUUCAGAUUUUUUUCUAAAUAAAAGAAAACAUUACAGGCAAAGAAGAGGUUCUCUUUUUACUCUUCUCCAGUUCUGAUCUUUUUUCUUCUUCCCCUCUCUCUCCCCCUUCAGAGGCAAUUUGGUCUGUAUCCAGGCCAUGUUUCUGUGCUCUUAUGCAUACACGUGUAUCUAUUAUCAGUAUGUAGCUUUGUUUAUGUAUUUAAAAUGUAUGUAAAUUUUUGUUUAUAAUAGAUAAAUAAGCAGAUUUUAUCGUGUAUAGUUUACAACUCUUCUCCCCAAUUUUGUUUUUGAUGUUGUUACAUAAAUAUCUAAAUUAUUUCAUUUUAAUGGCUGUCUACUAUUCCACUAUAUGAAUAUAUUUUAAUGUAUCCUAUUGAUAGACAUUUAGCUUGUUUCCAAGUUUUUAUUCUUUUACAAAUGAUGCCAAACAUGUCUCUGUGCUUCUCUAGCUAUGGAAUAUACUUAGGGAGGAAUUGCUUGGGCCUGGGUUGGCACAAUUUCACAUGUCCUAGAUGUUGCUGCCCAAUUGGUCUCCAAGGUGUGGACGUGCUUCCACCUAUCACAUAUGGAGGGUAGAUUUCUCCACAUCCUCACCACCUCUUGGCAUUGUUGGACUAUCAUUUUAGCCAGUUGUGAAACAGUGUCCCUUUGUUUUAAUUUUAAUUUGCAUCAGUCUGAUUGCUACUCAUAAUGGCUGAGGUUGAGCAUCUUUUCCUAAGCUUACUCACCAUGCAGGCUUCCACCCUCAUGAAUUGGCUGUUCACGUCUAUUGUUCAUUUUCUGCUUGGUUGUUUUUCAUUUUUUUCUGCUGACUUGUGGGGACUCUGUAUACUAUCAAUGUCCAUCAUUUAUCAAAAAAUAUUUGGGUGCCAUUAUCUUCUCUCGGUCAAUGGUGUUUGUUUGUUUGUUUGUGGUAUUUUGUAUAAGAGACAAGUUUUUCAUUUUUGGCAUAACGUUAUCAGUCUUUUUGUGCUGUGUUAUGUGUCUUGUCUGUCUGUCAUAGGGAUAUUUUUUGUGAUAGCUUUAGAGUUGUGUUUUUCAUCUUCAGAUCUUUAAUUAUAACCCCACACUUGCACCCUCCAUCCUCUCCCUAGCUCUGUUUGUCUCCCCAGCACUUAUCGUUUUGUAAUAGGUCCUACACUUCACUUCUCUGUUUUGCUUAUUUCCUUGUUGUCUUUUUUCCUCCACUAGCAUGUAAGCUCCACGAGGGCAGUUGUUUUGUCUACUUUGUUCAUGGCUGUACCCCUAACGCCUGGAAUAGUCACUGGCAUAUAGUAGGUGUUCAAUAAAUAUUUGCUGAACAAAUAA